AUGUCUGAGAAACUCAACGACUACGGCGACGAGAAGAUCGGCACGUCCGAUUCUUCACCUAACCAUGAGCUCGCCGAACAGGCAGGACGCCGCUCGUCGGUAGCCCUCAACAUCGUCGAAAACCCGCUGAAGCGCGUAUCUCAACCCCAAGCUUCUGCUGAUGCCAUGGCCUUUGCCGAAGCCAAUGGUAUGCCCGAGCAUGCUGCUCUCUUCGGACGUGCUGCAGCUGUCGCGCGAGCCCCGGACAGCUUCGAGGCGAUCCACGACCUGACUCAAGAGGAGCGCGCUGCUCUUAUCUACGAACGAGACCAUAAAUGGCACGGCCCGAAGAUGCUCUGGUACUCCAUUGGACUUUGCGCCGUCGGAGCUGCUACUCAAGGUUGGGAUCAGACUGGUUCCAACGGUGCCAACUUGUCUUUCCCCGAAGCUUUCGGUAUCCACAAUGGUACUAGCAGAGAUGCGUGGCUCGUUGGUCUGAUCAACUCGAUCAUUUUCUUGACUGCUGGGCUGAUCGGCGCAUUCAUCACCGACCCUCUCAACCACUACCUCGGUCGUCGUGGCGAAAUUUUCCUGACCGGCCUCUGUCUUACCGCAACACCCAUCGGAUCUGGAUUCGCCAAGUCCUGGCAAGGUCUUUUUGCUGCCCGCUUCAUCAUGGGGAUUGGUAUCGGUGCAAAGAACGCCACGGUCCCAAUCUACUCUGCCGAAAUGGCCCCGCAUCGCAUCCGUGGCGCGUUGGUCAUGUUCUGGCAGUUGUGGGUCGUCGCUGGUAUCUUCCUGGGCUUCUGCGCGAACGUCAUCGUCAAAGAUACUGGCAACAUUUCGUGGCGUCUCCAGCUCGGCUCCGCUUUCAUCCCAUCGUUUGUCCUGAUCUGCGGGAUCUGGUUCUGCCCGGAGAGUCCUCGUUGGCUUAUGAAGCAUGGCCACAUUGCCAAAGGUUUCCGAUCCAUGGAUAGAUUGCGAGCACAUCCCAUCAUUGCUGCUCGAGACUACUAUUACUCGUACGUCAUUUACGAGGAGGAGUUGCGCGAGGCCAAGGGCUCCGGCUACUUCCAGCGCAUGUGGGACUGUUUCGCCAUUCCUCGCAUUCGCCGUGCCAAUUACGGUGCCUCGACCGUCAUGCUUGCUCAGCAGAUGUGCGGCAUCAACAUUAUCUCCUUUUACAGCUCCACCAUCUUCGAACAGGCCGGGUACACUUCAGAUCAGGCUCUGUACGCUUCAUUGGGAUACGGAGCCAUUCAAGUCGUAUUCACCAUCCCCACCUUGUUCUUGAUCGACACCAAGGGACGCCGAACAUUGACUAUGAUUACAUUCCCACUCAUGUGUAUCUUCCUGCUUGCAGCGGGUCUCUCUCUACUCAACAAGACCGGCUCUGCUGGCGCUCAAAUCGGCCCAGUCGUCCUCUUCAUCUACCUCUUCACGAUCAUGUACUCUUUGGGCGAAGGCCCAGUUGCCUUUCAGUACUCUGCCGAGGUCUUUCCGACGAUUCAGCGUGAGCAGGGCAUGGCUUGGGCUGUGUGCAUCAACAACACCUUUGCUGGCAUUCUGUCCCUCACCUUCCCACGUAUGGUGCAGGUCAUGACGCAGACUGGUGCUUUCGGCUUUUACGCCGGUCUCAAUCUGAUCGCCUGGGGCAUGAUCUUCUGUUUCGUGCGUGAGACGAAGCAAUUGACGCUCGAGGAGAUUGACCAGGUCUUCCAAGUCCCAACCAAGACCUUCAUCCACCACGAAAUCACCAAGACCGCCCCUUACGUCAUCAAGAGGUACUUCUUGUUCCAGAAGAACACUCCCAAGCCACCGGGAAUCAUCGAGAAGGGCGAUAACGUCGACAGGAUGGUUGAGAAGAUGCACUAG
Recurvomyces mirabilis is the source of this 1854-nucleotide messenger RNA. RefSeq lists its product as uncharacterized. The coding region runs from base 1 to 1854 and encodes 617 amino acids. The record is from RefSeq and is a predicted model, not a curated record. Gene Ontology annotation, biological process: transmembrane transport. Gene Ontology annotation, molecular function: transmembrane transporter activity. The transcript has 9 exons. Lineage: Eukaryota; Fungi; Ascomycota; Dothideomycetes; Mycosphaerellales; Teratosphaeriaceae. Gene Ontology annotation, cellular component: membrane.